AUGUCAUCACAAAGCUCUGAAUACCAGACAAGUGAUUCAAUGAGUUUAAUUGACAAUAUGCAAAUUAAAGAGGAGGAAACUAAUGAGUUAAUAUUAGAUAUUAAACCAGAGAAAGAAGAUAUUAUUAGUGAUGAUAAUCCAUUUGAAAAUGUUCAAGUAGAAGUUAAGGAGGAAUUUAUAACACCAAACUGUGAAGAUGAUAAAGAAAAUAUGUCUAUACCUGUUGAUGAGGCUGAAAAUUUUAUAGUAACAGAAAUUAAUGAUACAAAUUUAGAUGAUAGUGUAAAAAUGGAAAUGCCAUAUGAAUAUCCAAGUAUUGAUGAUGGAAGUAUGGACAGUGAGGAGGCCACUGCUCUCAAUAAUGUUGAAGCUUGUUUACAAGAUGAGAUUAAUAUAAAACAUGAAAUCUAUGAGGAGCAGUCCAAAGAGGACAUCGAUAAAAUAAUCAAAGAAGAAAUGGACAUAACAGUCACUGAAACACAUUUAAUAUCAAACAAAGUAAUCAAUACCACAUCAACUAUAACAAACCCUCAAGAUGGACUUAUGCAGUCACAAACAACUAAAACUUUAGUCAUGGAAAUUCACCCAAUGGGCGGAGUGACAUUAGGCAGGAUGGGAAACCCUGAAGAAAUAUUGCCAACAUUCAACUCUGAAUAUGACAAAGCUUCAGAGUAUGAUGAGUCUUUCCAACUCAAUUCAAUAACUGGAAAUGUACUAUCUUUAGAGCAAGACGCAUAUGGUCUUCUUAAAGCAGAUCACUGCACAGAAAAAAGAUACAAUUGCCAUAAAUGCGACAAGUCUUUCAAGAAAUCCAGCUAUUUAAAAGGUCAUAUGAGAGUGCAUACUUCAAUAGAAAAUCGUGCCAUGGGUCUAAUCAAAGGCUUGAAAACGCGAAUGGCAAAUAUGAAGAAAAAAAUAUGCAAAGAUAUCAAAGAAGAGGUAAAAAAUAUAGGUGAUACUUUCAAAAAGAACUCUCGACUUGAGAUAUUGGAAAAUCGAACUCGUGUUAAGGAAGAAGUGAAAAAAGAAGGCUACGAAUGCACUUGCGGCGAAGUUUAUAAGCGGAAAAAACUGAGAUUGUCACUUAAAUCAUUCAAAAUGUCAUCACAAAGCUCUGAAUACCAGACAAGUGAUUCAAUGAGUUUAAUUGACAAUAUGCAAAUUAAAGAGGAGGAAACUAAUGAGUUAAUAUUAGAUAUUAAACCAGAGAAAGAAGAUAUUAUUAGUGAUGAUAAUCCAUUUGAAAAUGUUCAAGUAGAAGUUAAGGAGGAAUUUAUAACACCAAACUGUGAAGAUGAUAAAGAAAAUAUGUGUAUACCUGUUGAUGAGGCUGAAAAUUUUAUAGUAACAGAAAUUAAUGAUACAAAUUUAGAUGAUAGUGUAAAAAUGGAAAUGCCAUAUGAAUAUCCAAGUAUUGAUGAUGGAAGUAUGGACAGUGAGGAGGCCACUGCUCUCAAUAAUGUUGAAGCUUGUUUACAAGAUGAGAUUAAUAUAAAACAUGAAAUCUAUGAGGAGCAGUCCAAAGAGGACAUCGAUAAAAUAAUCAAAGAAGAAAUGGACAUAACAGUCACUGAAACACAUUUAAUAUCAAACAAAGUAAUCAAUACCACAUCAACUAUAACAAACCCUCAAGAUGGACUUGUGCAGUCACAAACAACUAAAACUUUAGUCAUGGAAAUUCACCCAAUGGGCGGAGUGACAUUAGGCAGGAUGGGAAACCCUGAAGAAAUAUUGCCAACAUUCAACUCUGAAUAUGACAAAGCUUCAGAGUAUGAUGAGUCUUUCCAACUCAAUUCAAUAACUGGAAAUGUACUAUCUUUAGAGCAAGAAGCAUAUGGUCUUCUUAAAGCAGAUCACUGCACAGAAAAAAGAUACAAUUGCCAUAAAUGCGACAAGUCUUUCAAGAAAUCCAGCUAUUUAAAAGGUCAUAUGAGAGUGCAUACUUCAAUAGAAAAUCGUGCCAUGGGUCUAAUCAAAGGCUUGAAAACGCGUAUGGCAAAUAUGAAGAAAAAAAUAUGCAAAGAUAUCAAAGAAGAGGUAAAAAAUAUAGGUGAUACUUUCAAAAAGAACUCUCGACUUGAGAGAUUGGAAAAUCGAACUCGUGUUAAGGAAGAAGUGAAAAAAGAAGGCUACGAAUGCACUUGCGGCGAAGUUUAUAAGCGGAAAAUAAGAAUGUUGAGUUGUCUAAGGUCACACGAUGAAUGUAAAGACGCAGAUUUUUGUUUUUCUUGCAUUUCUUGUUCCAAGCAGUUCAAAGACAUAAAUGAGUUAACACUACACAGAAAACGACUCCAUAGAAAGCGGUUUCCCUGUAAAUUUUGUCCUACAGAUUACAGUACAAGGAAGGAACUAUUCAAGCAUCUCCAAAUACAUCAGAAAGUGCAGCUUAUGGAGUACAAAGUUAUAUCAGAAGUAGUAAAAGGGAAGCAGGAGUUAAAAUGUUUUAUGUGCUCGAAAAGCUUUUCAGACCUAUCAGAAUUAAAAUCUCACGUAAUGGACGACCAUAAAGAGCCCUAUAUUUGUCCGCAUUGCAAUGGAAAAUUCGUAAAAAUCAUUGAUUUUGGCAAUCAUACAAAGACGUACCACCCCGAAGUCGAAGGUCAAUCUGUUUUGGAUGUGCUCGAAGCGUUCUCAAAAUUGGUUCAGGCUUGGAAAUGUGAGGAGUGCAAUCUACAAUUUCACGAAGCGGAUAAGUUUGCGAAACACCAAGUCGAAAAUCAUAGUCCAGAUUUGAAAGCAAAAGAACAGUUCCAAUGUACUGAUUGUAGACGAGUUUUUGUAAGUCAAAAAGGAUUGACGUCCCACAAACGGAUACAUCACAGCACUGGCAGUACAGAAGAAACUGAGUCGGUAGAAAAGGGUGUGAUGUGUGUCGAGUGCAGGAAGAUAUGUAAGGAUAUGAACGCGUUAACCUCACAUAUGCGUCUACAUUCACUGGACCGAAAGUACCCUUGCAAAUUCUGUGACUUUAGAUUCGCAACCCCAGAAAAGAGAAAAGCUCACGCAGAACUACACACAGGAGAUAUGAAAUAUGUUUGUUUCAUAUGUGAAUAUCAGUGCAGUUCUGAGAACAGAUUGAAGCAACAUAAAAUGUCUUUGAAACAUUUGAAUAUGAAAGAGUUUUUACUAACUGGGAAGCCAUUAAUUGAAGAGCAGUCGACAUCUAAAAAAAGUGAUAAAAAAAGUGAUGAAAAAGAGAAAAAAAGAAAACAUAGUAGUUCUUCAUCAGGUGAUGAGAGGGAAUCAACUUGUGAUGUAUGCGGUGAUAAGUUCCCGAGUGAAGAGUACAUGUUGAAACACAAACAGACACACCCUUUCAUUGAAUUCCCCAAUGAAGACACACCUACUAGAAUAUUCUUUAAG
Messenger RNA from Brenthis ino (lesser marbled fritillary), 3363 nucleotides. The record is from the annotation of a GenBank genome assembly. Lineage: Eukaryota; Metazoa; Arthropoda; Insecta; Lepidoptera; Nymphalidae.